AUUUGUUUGCAUGUUAAGUUCGGUUUGGUGCAUGUGGUUUCAGAAACUAGUGGCGAUGAGCAAUGAAGUUCAAAAGAGAAUAGAAGCUGCUCAAGGUUUACGUGCUCUGUUUUCUGCGAUCCAGCUAUGGGUUUGAGAAGACUUAAAAACGAGAUUUCUUUUCUUGGUUUGGACCUAGGAGUUCACAUUCCUCGAAGAAAGAGGGGUUCUUCCGGCUCUGCUAUUACCAAACAUUCAAUCUCUAUGAUGGAGUGCGCUACCAUUCUGAUUGCAUUCUCCAACUCUGUCACUCAUGUCCUUCCCUCUGCCUAUCUUCCACUUCGAACCACUAACACAAAACCCAUCACUGAAAGAAAACCCAGGAAGAAGAGGUGUAAGCAAACCCCCUUUCCGACCACUCCGGACAUGCCGGCGGCGAUGAGAGAUCGAAUUGGGGAGAUGGGGGCGUACCAAAUCCAACUGGCAAUUCAAAAACAACUGCAAGAUACUGAUAUGAACAAGAAUCACGGGCGACUAUCUUUCCCUGCAAAGAAACUCAAAGUGGAUUUUGCAACGGAAGAGGAGAGGAGGGUACUAAAGCAACAGGAAAACGGGGGGAAAAAAGGGAUGAAUGUAAUGAUAGUGGAUCCUCUUCUCCGAGAGAGCAGCAUUUGCUUGAAGUUGUGGAAGAUCGGGAGCGGGGAUUCCUACUGUUUAAUGACACAAUGGAAUUCAUUGGUGGAACAGAAUGGGUUCAAAAGCGGAGAUCACGUCCAGCUUUGGAGCUUCAGAAAGGAUGAAUUUGAGGCUGAAACUCAAACCAUGGUUUCUCGUCUCUGCUUCGCCAUGGUUAAGCUUGAUGCCACCACUGCUUCUGCUUGAAGCUCUCAUUUUGGAUACUGAUAGGAGUGGAGCUGCUUCUUAAUUUCAUGUGACCAACCAAGACUGACCAAGAUUACCAUAUUUUUUUUUGUUUUUAUAAAGGACGUAUAAUAAUAGUAUGAUGUUUUUUUGGUGACAACAACUAUUGCAUUGUACUCGUUGUCGGGCUCUGUUAUAUUUUGUAAAAUUAAUGAUAUUUUUUGCCUUUUUGAAAUAAAUGUUCAUGCUCGUGUUUCCGCAUCUCAACAAUAAUAAUAACAAUAGAACAACCCCAAUAUAGCUACGCAUCUUCUCUUUUAACUUCUAUAAAUUAAUACCAACCAUAAAA
Molecule: messenger RNA, 1189 nt
Organism: Cucurbita maxima (winter squash)
Lineage: Eukaryota; Viridiplantae; Streptophyta; Magnoliopsida; Cucurbitales; Cucurbitaceae
Product: B3 domain-containing protein At2g32645-like
Exons: 2
Coding region: 127-861 (244 amino acids)
Molecular function (GO): DNA binding
Source: RefSeq, a predicted model, not a curated record